GUCGCUUCCGAAAACACCUGUCACUUUCCGAAUGCUCUGUCCCCAAACCACGCGCUAAUGUUACUCCUGUCAGCUCUGCGCGCAAAGCUUCCGGCAUUUUUUUUGGCCCGCCUGGUUCUGAAUGACAGAAUUUCCUGAAUAAACAAAGUCUGAUUCGCCGAGUGGCUCGUGUGUACAGUUUCCGUCUGGCCUGGCGUCUAGGAGAGAGUAUCCCGCGUUUUAACAGGCUUUCCCACUAGUUCAGAGGAGUACAUGCAUGUAUGUGAGGCCCACGAAGGAAAACCAUGGAAACCCAGGGUGGUCUGUCUGGCGCGGGAAAUGCGUCGUUGUCCGCCGCUGCAGCCCACGUCAGCGCCCAGGCCCGCUCCUCGCCGAUUCCCGAGGUGCUGAUCCCGCCCGCCGUCAGACUGUCGCGCCGAUCGUCCUCACCUGUCCCACGAUCCUCCUCACCCGCUAACAGAUCUGGAUUACGGGGCUUGUUACCAUGGAGACGUGAGAACAGGCCUCGGAGUGGCAGCGACCCCAACAGCCGCGAUCUCAUGCUCCGGCCCGCUUCGCCCCACCCAGACACCACCACGGUCGCCAAGCCGCGCGCCCGAUCCCGUAGUCGCAGUCCAGCCGCCAGGAUAUUACAGCAGCAGAGAGGCAGACAGACAGACAUGCAUCGUGGAGAGAGUCACAGUGUGGCUGCCCUGCCGCGCUCGCGCAGUCCAGCGGUACACGACCACGGGAGCACGGCGGGCGCUGAACUGCUGGCACGGCCUCGCGCCGUCAGCACAACGUCCAGUCUCAGCGACGAACCAUUGGUUCUACCAGAGGCGGAGGGUUCAGAAAGACUAGCUACUGCGGAGUAUUCGACGGCCACCAUGUCUUCCCAGGGUUCCCAGGGAGCGGAUUCGCUGCCAGGAGACGACAUUGACGGCGCGACCAGCACCGACCCCACACGCGUCAAGGCAGCCAUCGAAAACCUACAACACAAGAUCGAGAAAACUACAGAACAGAUCAAACAGGAACAGAAGGCUCGAGAUGAGCAUGUAUCAGAGUACCUGAAGCUGGCGGCAAACGCCGACCGCCAACAGGCCGCUCGCAUCAAGAGUGUGUUCGAGAAGAAGAACCAGAAAUCAGCCACCAACAUCCAACAGCUGCAGCGGAAACUGGAGAACUACCAGCGCCGGCUGAAAGAGGCGCAGGAAAACGGCGUGGUCGCUCACCGACAACCCAAGGAAGUACUCAGAGACAUGGGACAGGGGCUCAGAGAUGUUGGUGCAAAUAUACGAGAUGGAAUAACAGGUUUCUCAGGUGGUUUGAUUAAAAGUUCAAAAUUCAAUGUUUAAAUUUUAACCCACACGGCAGUGGUGAAUAAACCCAAAGAGUUUGCUCACUUGAUAAAGAAUAAGUUCGGCAGUGCAGACAACAUCAGUAGUAUGAAAGACAGUUUAGAUGAGAGAGAAGACCUCAGUAGACAGUUUCUCACACCUUCCAAUAUCUCAGCCAUCUCAAGUGGAAGCCAUCCCACCAGUCAGCCUGCCAGUCACCAUGGUUACGGGAGCGAGGACGAGUGCUCCAGUAUGACCUCGGGGUCGGGAGGUCACAUGGUGCUGCACAGCCCCGAGAUCCAGCCCGGCCCGUCCUCCCAGUCCAUUCCAGCACAGGUGCUGCAGCCCAUCCUAGAGGAGCUGCAGGACAUGAGAAACAGUCAGGCACUCUUCCAGAACACCAUGGCCGAGCUCAAGAAUCAGAUGCAAGAGGAAUAUUCCUUCCUAACAACAGCCCUGCAGGAGGAGAGAUACAGAGUACAGAGACUAGAGGAGCAGCUGAAUGACCUGACAGAGCUGCAUCAGAAUGAGAUGAGUAACCUGAAGCAGGAGCUGGCCUCCAUGGAGGAGAAGGUGGCGUACCAGUCUGACGAGCGAGCACGCGAUAUCCAGGAGGCUCUCGAGUCCUGCCAGACCAGAAUAUCUAAGAUGGAGCUGGCUCAGCAGCAGCAGCAGCUGGUGUCCAUGGAGGGGCUGGACAGUGCCAACGCUCGCGCCCUCAUCUCAAAACUCAUCAACGUCCUGCUGGCCGUCAUCGCGGUCAUCCUGGUCCUGGUGUCCACUCUGGCCGGCAUGGUCACUCCCAUGCUCAAAACACGAAGCCGGGUAGCGAGCUCCCUCCUGGCCCUGCUGGUGACCGUGCUGCUGUGGAGAAACUGGGGUUACGUUGUCGACGCGUAUCACCACUUCCUCGAACACUACGCCGUCAUGGUCACCCUCAGAUGACACCCAUACGCACCGUAACAUAUCUCGUAUCGUCCGUACGCUACAGGCAUAUCUUCUAUCAGUACAGCGCACUGGUAUCAACUUGUUGCACUACAAAACCGAUUGUGUAUACUGGAACAACAAGGCUGUGAUAGGGGUUAUGGGUAUCAGGUAUCUUUGUUAAAGAAAUUUGAUAUCAGGUAUCUUGGUAACCCCUUUCCCAGCAUCAGCAGUGCUAAAGAACCAGUUUUGCUUGCCAAUAAUAUUGCCAUGCAGUCUUAGGUAUACUGCUAUGGCCCAAAUCAAAACUUCUGAAGCCUGUCAAAACGUAAUUUGGUCGACAGUGCAGAUCUCGUAUACAAUUUUACAUAGAAUUUAUCGAUUUUAUUUUGUACAAAAUUGCAAUUGAGAAAUUCGAAAUGGCACCCCUGAUAAGAUACACUUGUAUAUACUUGUUCAUAGUUCGAAAUACCAUGUGCAGAUUAGUGCAGGUAAAGUUGAAGCUGUGCAGGUAUUUCUGAUGUCUACCUGCACCUAACCUGCACAGGUCCAUUUACUGGGUAUAUGCAG
Molecule: messenger RNA, 2810 nt
Organism: Branchiostoma belcheri (Belcher's lancelet)
Lineage: Eukaryota; Metazoa; Chordata; Leptocardii; Amphioxiformes; Branchiostomatidae
Product: transmembrane and coiled-coil domains protein 2-like
Exons: 18
Cellular component (GO): endomembrane system
Source: RefSeq, a predicted model, not a curated record